AUGGAGGCUACUACAACGACUCAUACCAGAGGACGCGGUGGCUUACGCAUCAAUGGCGCGUCUCGACGGCCGGUCUCGAAGAACAAACAUUGGGUAGCUAGUCACGUCGCGGGCAACGGUGCGGACUCGGAGAGGUGGGAACGCGGAGGACAUCACGGAUCCAAGCAUAGGACGUCAAGGGGCGGGAGAGGAGGGCGAAUCCAGAGUGGUAGAGCAAGUCCGGUCGUGAAUGCUCCCGACGUGGAUGAGCAAGUGGAGGGCGACGGGACAGACGCCGAACACGGAGAGGAGGAGGAACAAGUCGACGAACUCGAACACGAGGUCGAAGAUGAACACGAGGUGGAACCGGAGGAGGAGCCCGUGCUCGAAACCAUCGAAGAAGUGAAGGAGUAUCGCAAGCAAUUGACCAAAGCCCGCGAGCUGGAACGUAAGCGUGCGAUCGCAGAAGGAAAGAUGGACGAUCCGUUGGUUCCAAAACGCUUGGAGGAUGCGAUCAACAUGGUCGGCACCUGCAUGGACAUGUGCCCCCGGUUCGAGCGCUACGUGCGAUGGAGCGAGAACUUCUUGGACAAAUGGGAACUCAUCCCCGGAACAAACAAGAUCGACCACAAGAGAGCGGUCAAACGGUACGCUCGAGCUGUGGGCGACCAGACGAUCCCGUCUGACCUGCGACCACCGCCGGUACUCAAGAAAACCCUUGAUUACCUCUUCCGCGACCUUCUCCCUCGGGGUGGCUUUUCUGAGACGCACGCGUUCAUUCGCGACCGCAGUCGUUCGGUUCGAAACGACUUUACAAUUCAGCAUGACUGUGGACCUAUCGCGAUCGAGUGUCACGAUCGUUGCGCGCGCUUUCACAUCCUCGCCUUAUACAUCAAGGGCAACGAACAGUCAUUUGCACUCCAACUUCAAGAGGAGGUUCGGCAACUUAUGUACACCUUGCAAAGCCUGAAAGAGUUCUACGAAGAUCAACGAGGGAAAUACCAAUCCCCGACUGAGGUCGAGAUGCGCGUCUACCACCGUCUCAUUCAUAUUCGCGACCAGAAGGAGCGCCGCGACGACAUUCCACCGCACAUCCUCGCUGACCCGGUCUUCGCGAUCGCCACCCGCUUCCGCAACGCUGUUCAGGACGCGUCUUCGCCCAUAACCAAAUCGUCCCCGCUCAAUUUCGAGCCCGCGCUUGACAUUUUCAAUGAACUCGUCGCGGCGCUUGCGCAGCGAGGGAAUGUCGGGAUGAUAUUCCUGGUGGUCUGUAUAUUGGACCACCUGGGAUGGAAGGAUGUGCACGAUCGGGUGCAUUUCGAUGGAGAGCUGGACUAUCCGGAUAUUAUCGAUGGGACGUCGCCCGAUGUUGCCGCGAGCACUGGCGCAGCUCAGGAUGCGGAUGAGGACGGGCACGAUGGUGAAGCAGAGGACGCACAGGAGGAUGAUAUCGUACUGACGCCUGUGAGCGCUGGCGAGGAGGGCGAAGACGCGGAGGAUGCUCCAGCACCUGCAACAUCGGCGCCUGCACCUGCACCUGCAUCAGUAUUCUCUGCAUUCGGCAACAACGCUCCAACGAGCAGUCCUUUCUCUGCUGCAGCCCCAUCAUCCAACAAUGCUUUCGUGCCAACAGCCCAGGCACCGGCGAUGUCCGCUUUUGCGUCAUUAGCACAAGCCCAAGUACCCAACGCUUUCGGGCAAACGUCGGCGUUCGGUGCCGCUCCUCCUACCUCAGCCUUCGGGAUCAAUCCGACUUCAGCCUUUAGAUCCACGGCCAGCACCGCAUUUGGUGCAGCGCCAUCCGCGUUCUCCGCUGCACCAGCACAACCAUCGUUCUUCUCAACCAAGCCCGCCUCUCCAGAAGCGAAGCAAUCGCAAGCUGGUUCAUCUUCCGGUUUUCCACCCCCAGCGGCUACACCUGCUGUCCCAUUAUGGGGAUCACCUCCGACAGCCGCAACUUCAUCGACAUCCAUCUUUGGAUCAACCGGCACGAAGACCGAGCACGACCCGCAACCAUCACCUGCCGUCAAUGGAACCGGAAUCUCUACUACCCCAAUACUCAACCCUACCGCCAGAGAAUUCAAGCCAUCGCCCCUCAAAAAUUCUUUUCAGCCUCCCUCUGCGGAUUCGACCCCACCCCGAACCGCCGUGCAGAACAUGUUCUCAACUCCCCCGCCAGAGGGCAGCGCGCCAUCGUUUUCCACUCCACCCAACGGAAACAUGUCCUUUGAUCAGACCACCACGGGUGGCGUGCCGUUAUGUCAGACACCUCCAGCAGUAUCACCGUUUCCAACGUCUCAAACACCAGGCUCUGGUACUAGUGCUAAACCAUCCCCUCUCAAACUCGACACGAGCAACCUACGCGGUCUCUUCAGAAAGCCGACGGAAAUCAUUACACAAGGUCCCCGCACACCAUUGACGCCGAGCCAGCAGCCAGCACUCGGCCGUAGGCCACCUGUAUCGCUUCCGGCCACACCGACCGGGACGCUGCUCGAAAACUCUUUCAAGCAGUCCAGUACCAUGGGAUCCUUCCUCAGCUUCCCGAAAGUUGCCUCGCUUUCGGCAGCGAACAGUACCUCCGGGGUUCUGAGUCCUCUGGUUCCCAGCUCCCCAAGCACCUCUAAACUCCCUCCGCCACCGCUAGCCACCCCUCCGGCGCUUGAUCUGGCCAAGCCCAAGGGCGCGCUGCAGCUCGAUCCCGGCACCCCAUCGGUGUCCAUUUCGGAGAAAGCUCAGGGAAAGCAGCGAGCCUUCGAUAAGGACAUCGCUCGCGAGGAGGCGCUCGCGUUUGAGCGGAAGGGCGUGCUGGUGAAGGAGUGCUUCGGCAGGUGGAAGGAAAAGACGAUCGACCGAGCCGAGUGGAAGGAGGCUUGUCGCCGCAGUGACGAUUAUAACAAGAAGGUUCAGCGGGACCGGAUGUCCGUGAGCGCGUCCUCCCGGCAAGUCACGCCAGCAUUCUCGACAACCUCAUCGCGCACGAGCCCCAAGCGGCAACCGAGGAAGCGUACGAAGAGCGCAUACAAGCCGAGGCUGAGUGACGCGCAGCUGGCGGAGGUACUUAAAGAGAGUAAGCUAGAGAAUCAGCGAAGAUGGGCGGAGGGCACGUUUUUAGAGAGCGCCCGCGCGGUGGUGAAGGGCAAGAUGUCUGAAGCCGAUGUCGCGGCGAUUUCCCCGAUCUGGCGCAUAUGGCUCUCGACUAAUCCGGCGAACGACAGUACCGCCAUCUGGGUGGAGAAGAAGCUGGAUGUGCCAAACUCGGGUGAUUGGGUGUCGGAGGCCAUAUUUUCCAUAUCGCUGGCACCCGAUGCAGCCUCAUCGAGCUCGGUUGAAGAAUCUCCUGGGCUGAUCAUUUUUGAAUGCACACCGCCAGAUCCUUCGGACGACAUAGAACAGCGAUACCAAGCACUGGACGAUUGUACUCGCCUACGAGACCUGCUCGAGUCUUUAUCACCUGCACGACGCAUCGUACCUUCGUUAGUCCUCAUACAUUGGGGCGAGACUCCGGACAUACCGGAGGUCUUGACCAGUCAGAUCAAUCGGUGGAUUGAGCUCAGAGUUAUCAAAAGCUAUACAACCAUCGAGACCAGAACCUCGAUGAAGGACGUGGAUGGGAGAUUCCGUACAGCGCUUGAAUCGUUGGAUAUGGAUGUGCAAUGCAGCCUUGCCCGUAGGCUGACCGUCGAAGGCGUAUUCAAAGCUCUUGCAGAGCCUGUCAAAGACUACUCCGGCGAUUGGUUGGCUCGUUGUUCCGCGAGCGAUAACUAUCACUGGACUCUCUAUGGUCAAUUACUCAAAACCUACGUGGACUUGCUCGCUGUCACUGCCCACUCAGUGCUCGAUAUUUGCGGCAAUGCCCCGCCCUCGGACGUAUUGCCAGUCAUCAGCAUCGAUUCUCUACGCGACUCUGGGACCGCAUACAACACCUUGAUAUCGUGGCUUAGCUCUCCGCCGUUAGCCCACAUUGCGUCGCAGCUACUAGCGGACCUUCGGAACCGGAAUGCGUCAGGAGAAGACUUCCCGAAAGAACGCGUCUUCGACGAUAUCUGCAAGCUCGUAGUUGCCCUCGUCGAGACAUUUUCCAAGAACUGCACGGAGAUGUUCGUUCCUAAAGCGAGCUUAUCUGCCGCCCUCCGCGAAAUGAGGCCUGCGAUCGAGGUGCAAAGUACCGCGUUGCGCGAGUUUGCUGCGACCCAUAGCCCUCCUAUUGUCACUCCCAAACGUCCAGCGCCUGAACCGGAAUCGACCAUUCCCGACCACAAACGGUUCAAGUCUGGACCUGCUGGAACUCCAUCAGCCUCGCCGAUCGCCGACCUCAAGGUACACGCGCGUAGCUCGACUACGACGUACAGCAAUGGUACAACCACCUCUCCGUCGACGAGCAUGCCGUCGUCCGCGACGUUCACGUCGGAGGAAAGUCGCCCAGCCGUAACGGUGGCCAUGCUGCGCGAGCUCACCAAGAACAUGAAACGAAAAUACGCGGCUACUUGA
Punctularia strigosozonata HHB-11173 SS5 is the source of this 4467-nucleotide messenger RNA. RefSeq lists its product as uncharacterized. The transcript has 12 exons. The record is from RefSeq and is a predicted model, not a curated record. Gene Ontology annotation, cellular component: transcription export complex 2; nucleus; cytoplasm. Lineage: Eukaryota; Fungi; Basidiomycota; Agaricomycetes; Corticiales; Punctulariaceae. Bases 1 to 4467 code for a protein of 1488 amino acids. Gene Ontology annotation, biological process: mRNA export from nucleus.